AUGGCUACAAUCAACCUUGGAAACGCUAGUCCGACGGAAGAUAUCAAACAGCACGACAUAAAACACGCGGCUAUCCACAUCCAACCAGUCACUCUCGUUACUCCUACGUUGACGCCUGCUGCGACUCCUGAGGAGGCUUCUCCGGCAGACGAAACAAUGGCGGGCAAGAAGAUAUUCUCCAUGGAGCGGCCGGACGACAAGGCGAGGGAACUCGCGGCGAAGCUGACUCUAGAGGAACAGAUCUCACUACUUGCAGGAGCGGACUUUUGGCGGACUGUAGCCAUACCCGAAAAGGGCAUACCGUCAAUCAAGACAUCAGAUGGACCCAAUGGCGCUCGCGGAGAGUUCUUCACUAACGGCACACCUGCCGCUUUAUUCCCAUGCGGCAUAUCCAUGGCUUCCACGUGGAACUUGGACAUGAUUGAGGAGAUCGGUCGUCACCUCGGAGAGGAAGCAAAGGCUCGUGGCGCCCACGUGUUGCUUGCGCCUACCGUGUGCAUGCACCGGUCGCCUCUUGGUGGUCGCAACUUUGAGUCGUAUUCGGAAGAUCCUUUCCUUACUGGAAAGCUUGCUGCAUCGUAUGUUCGCGGUCUUCAGAGCAAGGGUGUUGCAGCUACGAUCAAACACUUUCUCGGGAACGAGCAAGAAACUGAGCGGCAAGCGUACGAUGCUAUCAUUGCUGAACGGCCAUUGCGUGAGAUCUAUCUGAAGCCCUUCGAGAUAGCUGUUCGAGAUGCAUCCCCCUGGGCGCUCAUGAGCGCUUACAACAUGAUCAAUGGCAUUCACGCGGAUGAGUAUGAGCACUCGAUCAAGGAGAUUCUUCGAGGCGAGUGGAAGUGGAACGGAGCGAUUAUUUCCGACUGGACGGGCACAUAUGCAACUGCACCAUCAAUAAAAGCUGGUGUUGAUGUUGAGAUGCCCGGGCCGUCCAAAUGGCGCAAGAUCGACCAAGUGAAGGAAUGUCUGGAGAAGGGUGAGCUAACCCGUGGCGAUAUUGAAGAAUCCGCCGCCAGAGUACUCUAUCUUGUCGAUCGUGUCAAGGGACUGAACAACAUGACACCAGAGGAGCCGGAGCAGUCGAUCGACAACGUGGAGACGCGGAACCUGAUUCUCCAGGCUGGUAUCGAAGGAUUGACGCUCCUGAAGAACGAGAAGAACGUACUCCCCAUCAAGAACGUGAAGAAGAUUGCUAUGAUUGGGCCAAACGUCAAGCGAGCCAUUGCCAGUGGAGGAGGGAGCGCAGGCCUAAACCCUUACUACAACGUCACACCUUGGCAAGGUCUCCAAAAUCGAUUCGACGGCGAGAUUACAUUUGCCCAAGGCUGCGAUAGCUCGAAAUGGCUACCGCUUGCUUCACCAUACUGCCAGUCCAAUGGUGAGACCGGUGUUCGGUUAGAAUACUACAAGGGCGACAGGUUCAAGGGUGAGCCGGCGGUCGUUCAACACAAGGUCAGCACAGAUCUAUGGCUGUGGGAUUCGGCGCCAAUGGAACUGCUUCCAGACUUCUCCUUCAAAGUCAAGACCACACUCACACCGAAGACAACCGGAAACCACAGCUUCAGCUUUGCGUCCGUCGGGCCAGGGCGCAUGUACAUCAACGGCGACAUUUUCAUCGACAACUGGGACUGGAUACAGGAGGGUGAGGCUAUGUUCUCUGCUUCAGAAGACGUACUCAAGUCGAUUCAUCUCGAAGAGGGCAAACCUGUGGAGAUACUGAUUGAGAGCACCAACGAAGUGCGGCCCGCGUCCAAGGUUUCUGUCAUAGGCCGUCGUCACGACUACGGUGGCUGCCGAAUCGGCUACCAAGAAGAGGACAAGAUCGAUCGUCUACAAGAAGCGGCGGAUGCUGCACGUGAUGCAGAUGUGGCUGUGGUGGUGGUCGGACUGGACGCCGAAUGGGAGUCGGAAGGAUACGACAGGCAAACGAUGGAUCUUCCGAAGAACGGCUCGCAGGAUCGUCUGAUCGAAGCUGUUCUAGCCGCCAACCCACGCACCGUCAUCGUCAACCAAUCUGGAACACCGAUCACCAUGCCGUGGGUACAGAAAGCACCAGCUAUUCUCCAAGCAUGGUACCAAGGCCAGGAAGCAGGAAAUGCGCUUGCUGAUGUGCUGCUCGGAAACAGCAGUCCCAGUGGGAAAUUACCAACAACUUUCCCUGUCCGGAUCGAAGACAACCCAGCGUACCACAACUGGCCUGGCGAGAACCUGAAGACCGUGUACGGCGAGGGCAUCUACGUGGGCUACAGGCAUUAUGAGCGCUCAAAGAUUGCACCGCUGUUUGCGUUCGGUCACGGUCUCACAUACACCACCUUCGAAUACGGAACACCGAGUGCUAGCAGCACGGUACUCUCCGAGGAUGGGAAGAUUACCAUCACCGUGCCAGUCACAAACACGGGUUCAUUUGCGGCGCACGAAAUUGUGCAAGCAUACGUCAAAGACGUCAAAUCGACGCUUCCUCGCCCCGAGAAGGAACUCCAGGCUUUCGGCAAAGUCUUCUUGCAGCCUGGUGAGACGAAGGAUGUAGUGUUGACACUGGACAAGUACUCCGUGGGAUACUUCGACACAAGUCUUGGUCAGACAGGUGCCUGGAUUGCAGAGGAGGGCGCGUUUGAGGUGUUGAUUGGUGCUAGCAGCGCUGAUAUCAGGUCAAGAGUCGGCUUUGAGGUUACUGAGAGUUUCCAGUGGAUCUUCUAA
Molecule: messenger RNA, 2694 nt
Organism: Alternaria novae-zelandiae
Lineage: Eukaryota; Fungi; Ascomycota; Dothideomycetes; Pleosporales; Pleosporaceae
Exons: 4
Coding region: 1-2694 (897 amino acids)
Biological process (GO): glucan catabolic process
Molecular function (GO): beta-glucosidase activity
Source: RefSeq, a predicted model, not a curated record